Molecule: messenger RNA, 6843 nt
Organism: Manis pentadactyla (Chinese pangolin)
Lineage: Eukaryota; Metazoa; Chordata; Mammalia; Pholidota; Manidae
Product: protocadherin gamma-A8-like
Exons: 2
Coding region: 1998-4541 (847 amino acids)
Biological process (GO): homophilic cell-cell adhesion
Cellular component (GO): plasma membrane
Molecular function (GO): calcium ion binding
Source: RefSeq, a predicted model, not a curated record
UUUAAGCAUAAAUUGCUUUUUACAUUCUGUUUGUUUCUCAUCAUUCACAGACAAAUAUAUAAUAUUCAGAUCUAAAAAUUGUCUUGAGAGUGUUGUGGCCAAAAAACUGUCAUAGCAUUCUUCAAGGGAUGUUUAAGUAGGAGCAAUUAUUUGUCUUUUCAAGUGUUUUGAGGCUCAGACCCACAAAGCAGUGAGGGUUUGAUUUUAUUGACAAAGGGAAACAGACAAUGUCAUACGCUUUCUACUAAAAGCUAAUGAGAUUUUUCUCCCAAAUUUAUUUUCCUACUAUUUAAUAUAUGAUGAUUUUUCCACUUGGACAUACUGUAAACAUAAAAGUAGGCAGUCAUUUAAAUAAACCUUUAAAACAGAAAAAUAAUAAAAAAUUAGAUAGUUUUCUUCACUGAUUUAACUAUUAUGGUUUUCAUUCUAAUUAGAUGUUUUGUUAUUAUUUAUAUCCUUUUUGUUUCAAAAGCUCCUACAAUAAGGUAUUUUAACCUGGAUUUUUAUGUAUAUGGACCCAUUGUAAUUGUAUGCAAUGUGCUGAGUGUGUGUGUAAAUUCACUUUAUUUAGCAGUAGAUCCAUUAUGCUCAUCAGAAGAUAAAAACAUGUUCUCCUACUUGCAGCAUAGGUUUUUCAAGAUUAAUAUUCAUGAAAACUCAUUCUGUGGACUCCACCAUCAAACAUGUUUGCCUUUGUUGCUCCUCUUACCCUCCUCCGUAUAAUUUUUUUAGCUAUAUUUUUCGCAGUCCAGUUUAAUCUAAUACAGAUAGAGGUCUUCUAGGCAUUUUCCUACUUCUGGGAGAAAAAUAGAGUCUUGAAUUCUCCAAAUUUUAGGAAAAAUUGCCUAAGUGAUGUGCAUGCAAGUAUAUCACACAAGGUGAUAAUAUAUCGUAUCAGGCUUUUACUAGACUUCCCUUAGAAACUGCUUUUGUAAAUGGCCACUUUACAAACUGUUCAAAAAACAGAGUUUUUUGUGUAUUUUUUAAAAAUUCUUUAGUGAUGAUUAUGUGUCCCUUAGUUUUUUGUGGUUCUUCUAAUCACAGUACUAAUUAAGAUAAAAUUAAUUUUGGAAUAUAUGUCUACCUUAUGAAAUAAGUCUGCUUCAAAAUAUGAUCAUCUUUCCAAGAAUAGGAUGGGGACUUGCUUUUCAUAGUUCAUUCGAGCCUCUCAAGUGUUUUCUAUUCAAAUAGAAAAAAAUAAAUAAAUAUACUAGCAAAACAAUAUGCUCAGAUAAAACUUGAAAGUAAACGUAUAUGUCCUGGUAAAAUUUCACCUUAAUUUGAGGACAUCGUUAAUGUAUAAUAAAAUGUCAUUUAAAAAAGAAAAUUUAAAGCAACAACUUAUCACGUUUAUUAUAAUGAUUAAUUGGUUCAAGCCAAAUAAAAUAACUGAUGAUUGACAUCAUCUCCAAUAGGUCUAUUUUAGUGUACAAAUAAAUUAAUUCCCAGUAAAACUGUAGCUCUUACCUACUUGAUACUAGAUAUUAGAUACAUUUACAAUAAAGCUUAGAACUUAAUAAAAAAAUAAGACAUUAAUACUUUUUAAAGAGCAAAUGUACUCCAGAAAUUUGAGUAAGAGGAUACUAACCCAUAGAUCUGCUCAUUUAAUAAUACUUUGAAAGGCCUUAACUGUAUUUCAUCCCAUGCUUCAUGGCAAUUACUUUUAAAACAUUAAUUCAGGGACAAGUUAAAUAAAUUCAGAACAAACUAUAGAAAGCAAGUCGUGUUUUUUCUCAGCAAUCUAGCAUACACUAUUACAUUUCUAAGUGGGUGUAGUAACUGCUCAGGACUCUAAGCGCCGCUGUUCACUUACUUGGAGGAAAAUGUAACCAAAUGCCAUCAGGAUACUCAGGACUCCCUUCUCACAGACAGCCCCAGAAACCACAAACCAAUUGCAGGGCUGCCUGAAACUCCAUCCCUAAACUUGAGACACUCCAGCUUUCCAUAAGAGGAUCUCCAUAGCUGAGGCAAAAAGGUAAACAAGGCACAUAUGACCAAUGAAGAUUCUGAGUGGAUUCCGCAGCGGAAGAAAAAUGGCUGCUCGUGAGAAUUGCAGAGGACGCCGCGAGCUGGUCUUGCUGUGCACGCUCCUGGGCAUGCUGUGGGAGAUGGGGAGAGGACAGAUUCAUUACUCGGUGCCAGAAGAAAUCGUCAAAGGAUCCUUCGUGGGUAAUAUCUCCAAGGACCUGGAGCUGGAGCCCUGGGAGCUGGAGGGGCGCGGAGCGCGCAUCGUCUCCCGAGGUAGGACGCAGCUCUUUGCCCUGAACGCGCGGAGCGGCAGCUUGGUCACCGCGGGCAGGAUAGACCGGGAGGAGCUCUGCGCUCACAGAGCGCAGUGCCUGGUUAACUUUAAAGUCCUGGUUGAGGAUAGAGUGCAACUUUACGGAAUAGAAAUAGAAGUCAUUGAUAUUAAUGACAAUGCCCCCAAAUUCCAGGCCGAAAAUCUAGAAGUGAAAAUUAACGAAAUCGCUGCGCCCGGUACACGUUAUCCACUCCCAGAGGCUGUAGACCCGGACGUGGGCAUGAAUUCCCUACAGAGCUAUCAGCUCAGCCCCAAUCGCCACUUCUCCCUGGACGUGCACACUGGGGACCGCGGAACCCUAAGCCCAGAGCUUGUGCUGGAGCGCAGCCUGGAUCGCGAGGAACAGGCCGCUCACCGCCUAGUCCUCAUCGCCUCUGACGGUGCAGACCCGCGUCGCUCCAGCACGGCGCACAUCCUAGUGACAGUGUUGGAUACAAACGACAAUGCCCCGGUUUUUGCUCAACAGACUUACCGAAUGAAGGUCCCAGAGAGUGUGCCCCCGGGGACCCGGCUGCUUACUAUAAGAGCUAGCGACCCGGAUGAGGGAGCCAACGGAGAAGUGGCAUAUAAAUUCUGGAAAAUUAGUGAAGAACAGUCCCCGUUUUUCCAGCUUAAUGAAAAUACUGGGGAAAUUGCAACAGCAAAGGGUCUAGAUUAUGAAGAAUGUGCAUUUUAUGAACUGGAAAUACAAGCUGAAGAUGGUGGGGGACUGAAAGGGUGGACCAAAGUGCUCAUUUCGGUGGAAGAUGUGAAUGACAAUAGACCCGAAGUGAUGGUCACGUCUUUGUUUAGCCCAGUCUUGGAAAAUAUUCUUCCUGGAACAGUAAUUGCCUUCUUAAAUGUGCAUGACCGAGACUCUGGAAAGAAUGGUCAAGUUGUCUGUUACAUACAUGAUAAUUUACCUUUUCGUUUAGAAAAAUCGAUAGACAAUUAUUAUAGAUUGGUGACAUGGAAAUAUUUGGACCGAGAAGAGAUUUCUGUGUACAAUAUCACAGUGAUGGUCUCAGAUCUAGGUGCUCCGCCUCUAUCUAUUGAAACUUAUAUCACCUUGCUAGUGGCAGACAUCAACGACAAUCCACCCACAUUUCCUCAUGCUUCCUACUCAGCCUAUAUCCUGGAAAACAACCCCAAAGGUGCCUCCCUCUUCUCUGUGACUGCCCACGACCCUGACAGUGGCAACAAUGCCCAGGUCACUUACUCACUGAAUCAGGACACGAUCCAGGGGGCGCCUCUAUCCUCCUAUGUCUCAAUCAAUUCUGACACCGGCAUGCUGUAUGCACUGCGUACGUUUGACUAUGAGCAGUUCCAAGACUUGCAGCUACUGGUGACAGCCAGGGACAGUGGGGACCCACCACUGAGCAGCAAUGUAUCUCUGAGCCUGUUCAUUCUAGACCAGAACGACAAUGCCCCAGAGAUCCUGUACCCCGCCCUCCCCACCGACGGGUCCACAGGCGUGGAGCUGGCACCCCGCUCCGCAGAGCCCGGCUACCUGGUGACCAAGGUGGUGGCGGUGGACAGAGACUCGGGCCAGAACGCCUGGCUGUCCUUCCGCCUGCUCAAGGCCAGCGAGCCAGGGCUCUUCGCGGUGGGGCUGCACACGGGCGAGGUGCGCACAGCGCGGGCCCUGCUGGACAGAGACGCGUUCAAGCAGAGCCUGGUGGUGGCGGUCCAGGACCACGGCCAGCCCCCUCUCUCGGCCACCGUCACGCUCACGGUGGCCGUGGCCGACAGCAUCCCAGACGUCCUGGCCGACCUGGACAGCAUGAAGGCCCCGGCCGACCCGGACGCCUCUGGCCUCACGCUGUACCUGGUGGUGGCGGUGGCCGCGGUGUCCUGCGUCUUCCUCGCCUUUGUCAUUGUGCUGCUGGCCCUCAGGCUGAGGCGCUGGCACGCGUCGCGUCUGCUGCCGGCCGUGGGCGGCGGUCUGGUGGGCGUGGGGGCCUCGCCCUUUGUGGGCGUGGACGGGGUGCGGGCUUUCCUGCAGACCUAUUCCCACGAGGUGUCCCUCACUGCGGACUCGCGGGAGAGUCACGUGAUUUUCCCCCAGCCCAACUAUGCGGACACGCUCGUCAGCCGGGAAAGCUGUGAGAUAAAGGAUUCCUUGUUAAAAUCCAUAGAAUUUCGUGAAUGUAAGGAUGAAGCUGCUCCUGCUCAGGUGAGUUCAGCUCUUUGUUUACAUUUACUCCUCAGAAGAAUUAUAUUUUUUAUAAAUUUAUGUGUUUUGGAGCACAUAUUGUGAAGAAAGUGUAAAAUAUUUUUAAGGUGUACCAUGCAUUUAUGGGGUGUUUUUAUUGGUUAUACAAUGAAAUUUACCUCUAAUCAUCAUAGUUCUUUCAUUUGCUUUCCAGAGACUUGGACACAAUUGUUUAAAUGUGAAUUAUCAACCUUUUAAAAGCUUCCAUACUUUACUAUAAUUAUCACUUGUCACUCUUUCACUUAAUACUUACCCAACCUCAUAUUGUAAGUUUAUAUAUAUUACUAAAUUUGAACUGAGGAAAAAUUAUUGAGACUUCUAAAUCCUUGUAUUAGCUUAGUACAAGUACAAAUACAUCUACAAAUUUUCAGGAUUAUGUUUAGGGUUUGGACCUAAAACUAGGCUCUUGAAGGUUUAUUUCUUCAUUUCAAACCUCCUUUCUGAGAAUGACUCUGCAUCAGUACCCUUCAUUACCUUAAUACUUCUUAUCAUAUUUUAAAACAUAAACACACUUUAAAGAGUAGAGCCUGGUGGUAGGUAGAACUGAUCCCUAAAUGUUGACUUUGUGUGUCAAAGCUCAGUCAGGAUUCACACCAACAGAGACAUGGAAUUUAAAGCCUGAAAUGUCCAUUGCCUCUUCCAAAAAAGCCCAGGAAACCCACAAAAUCAGAUUUGAAAUAAAAUAUCAUUUCAAAUGUUGAAAGUGACUCUUGUAAAAUACAGAAUAUAUUUCAACAGAGUUCCAAUGAGCUGUUUUGUUUGCACAGCCAUGUGAACGAAAUGGGCUGUUGUUCUCAUUGUGAGAGUUUGAGAAAGUUGAUUUUUGAAAAGUUUCAAGUACAAGCUGCUCAAUUCAAUUGAAAGUGGUUUCAUUUGGACUGUCUUCUAUAUCCCGUGUUAUAGUGGCUUAAUAAAGCUAACAUACCUGGUUGUCGUUAGAUGAGGUGGAAUACAUGAUAAAUGAUUUGUUAUAAUACAAAGGACAUUUCCAAGAAGUAUGCAGCAUCCUCUCCUAUUCUGCAUAUACAGUGGGUGGGAGUUAAAAUAAUAUUUUCUGUAGUGUUUCAGUACACAGUCACUUUAGGGGAAACUGUAAUACUGACAUUUUACAAUUUAAAAAAUGCUUGGAAGGUUGCCCUGAUAGAUAAGAAAAUUCUUACUCUUGCUCAAAAUGGUCACUGUCAAAAAAAAGUUUAACAAAUGGAGAGAAAUAAUUAGAAUAUAUCACUCUGCUCAGUAAACUUAUGUAAAUAAAUUUAACAUGAGCUUUAUUCCUCCAAUUCCAAAGUCAUUACUUCAGUUUAACAUAGGUACAUAGAUAAGGAAGUAAUGCAGCUACUGGAAUAUCCCUUUUUUGUUUUUUAUUGAAGAAUAGAUAAACAUUUCUCCAGUAACUUUUAAGAAUGAAUUAAUGAACUAUAUUGGGUAUGAUAUAAGCCAAAUAAUUUUGCAACAUGAAGAAGUUAAAGUAAAUCAACUCUUAGCUACAUUGUAGGGGGAGUAUUUUUGGAAUGAAUACUUUUUGUGCUAGUUGGAAGAGUAAAACAAAAAUAUUUUUUAAAGAGAAUGUUGACAUUAUCAAGAAGAGAUGUUUGAUGAUUGGUACCAAAAUACCCUGUUUUCAACAGUUUUGGCAUUCCGUAACAUAUGUGAUAUGAAACAGCGUUAAUUACAUAGAUAUAUUGGGGAGAAAGGAAUCAGUGGAAGAAGGUUAACAUUGUCUCACAUAUUAUAGCUAUUAUGGAGAAAAGUUUGGAAAUCAGUAGAUGAUAAACUCUCUGAGGGCAAGAUCUGCGUCUCCUUCAUUGUUAUAUCACCACCGACAAGUGCAGAACUUAGUACAAGGCAAGAGUUCAAGGUAUUUAGAAUGGUAUAUAGGUUUGAAUAAAAACUCAAGACAAUAUUUUUAAUAAAUUGGAAACAAAAGAUACCUUAAAGAAGUCUUUAUAAUUUAAUAUUUUAAAUAAAUUAACAUAAAAACAUGUCUUGUUCAGUUACGCACAUGAUUACAAUUAUUGUACAUGGUUAAGUGAAGCGGCAGAGGCUGCAGUUUCCUCGCGCGGACUCUGGGCGCCGCUGUUGGCCAAAGUGGAGAGCCCGGAGCUGACGGUCUCUUCGCGCAGCCGCAGCGCACUCUGCCCAUCUCGGGCUUGCCAGCGCGAGCCUUUUACACCGCCUCCUCCUGUGGAAAAGUAGAGACCCUGACCCCCACGCGGGAAAUAAAGACUAUUCGGAGCUCCGGAGUUCGGCAACACACAGAUUACUUGUAAUCUGGCGUCUCCAGGCCGCAAGCUCCGCCCAACACAGACUGGCGUUUCUCUCAGGCCCAGAGACCCGGCACCAGCGG